AUCAACUUUAGUGUGUUUUUCUCUGAAAGCAAUAAUAAAAGUACCGUUGGACGACAAAGGAAAGCUUAAACUCAUUUUGCUUUUCCUCUUCACUUGCUCAACUUGCUUUCUGUGCCCAUAAUGAUGGACCCACCGCCAAGUUACAGCCAUCAAGAAAAAAUGCACGGUGGAGGGCCUCCCUAUCCUCCGGCAGGAGCACCCAUUGGGUUUGUUCAACAGCCCCUGUACCCUGCUCCUCCAGCACCCUCUCAGGGACCGACCGUUGUUGUGGGCUCCAAUCCCGUUGCAGGAGGACAACCAGCAACUGUGGUGACGACCGUAAUCCAUUUGCCCUUACCACCAAAGUCGAGCAGAUAUUCUUGCCCAUCAUGUAAGGCUGAUAUAAAAACGAGGGUUGACCACAAAAGUGGAACUAAGACGCAUAUAAUUGCCCUUCUUCUGUGCCUUUUUGGUUUAUGGUGCUGCGCCCCUAUUCCAUAUUGCACUGAAAGUUGCAAGGAUGCUUAUCACUACUGCCCGGAGUGUGGCACGUACCUUGGGACGUCUGCAAGAAACUAAUUUCAGUAAUUUUUAACUUAUAUAAUAUAAUGGCAAUAACUACACAAAAAUUGUUAUUGUCUUAAUGUAAAUUAAUCAGCAUUAUUUUAGAAACAUCAAUUUAUUGAAAAUAAUUACUAUUAUAUUAUUGAAAUUUUAUAAUUUUAAUCAAUUAUCAAGUAAUAACCGAUUAUGUGAAAUAAAAAUUACCUUUUAUCUUUUGAUAAAUUGGCACCAUUAAUUGAUUAUAAGGAUUUUUGAGGAGAGGCGCUGUGCGAUUUGACCUCAUUGCAUUUUAUGAUUAUAAGCACAAUCUAUCUAAUACAGACAGAGCUGCACCAAUCUUAAUACUAGCUUAUGUUCCAGUGGUCAGUGGUGGCCUUACCAAAUAGAAUAUGGAGAAUUUUUCUCCCGGCAUCCGGGACGUUUGUUUUUGAGAUUUUCUUUAUAAUCUAAAUUCUAAAUUACACAAUGUGAAUAAAUUCAAAUGUCUGAAAAAAGCACAGUUUUAAAACUUAAUUGGUUUAUUACUUAAAUGCCAUAAUUGUUUUUGAAAUUUUUGACUGUCAUCCCAUCAUUACAGUUUUCUUAAAAAAUAUAUUCAUUGAAAGAGA
Messenger RNA from Neocloeon triangulifer, 1151 nucleotides. RefSeq names its product lipopolysaccharide-induced tumor necrosis factor-alpha factor-like. The record is from RefSeq and is a predicted model, not a curated record. Lineage: Eukaryota; Metazoa; Arthropoda; Insecta; Ephemeroptera; Baetidae. Gene Ontology annotation, molecular function: zinc ion binding. The transcript has 3 exons. Bases 121 to 558 code for a protein of 145 amino acids.